Symbiodinium sp. CCMP2592 is the source of this 1314-nucleotide messenger RNA. NCBI's taxonomy places the organism in Eukaryota, Dinophyceae, Suessiales, Symbiodiniaceae. The record is from the annotation of a GenBank genome assembly.
AUGCGUUUGCCAUGCUCAGCUCUGGGAUUGCAAGCACUGGUUGAGCACCUGAAGCCCGUUUGGCACAUCCUCGUGCCGUACAACUUGCUGAGUGUCUUGUUCACUCUGGCUGUGCAGCUCUACGGGCCCUUCCUGCGGUCGAUGGUCGAAUGCACGGAGCAGGUAAAGCCUGGCGCAAAAUUCAGCGGCUCUACUCACUGCGGCAACUCUCACUAUGUCCUUUCUGUAGCACAAGCACAAGAGGGCAGGCUAGUUGCAAUGAAGCUUCUGGUGCAUGCUUUUGCGGGCCCGUUGCUUGCACUGUUGGCGGACAGUAUGGGGCGUCGCCCUAUCUUGCUGCUGGGGUUGACCGGCUUUCUGACAGCAUUCCUUUUGUUUGCUUUGGUGGCGUUUCUUCCAUCGCUGCAUGGAUCUAGCAGCGCAAUAUCACUUUGCUUCUUCCUGGAGGGUGCUACGAGUGCCUUUGACGUCGUGUUUUUGUCCAUGCUCGCAGACACAGCGAAGUCACCUGCAGCUCGCGUCACAUCAUUCUCCCUCUACUAUGCUACAGGAGCCUUCGGCAAUGCCAUUGCCAUCGGCAUCUUCGUGGAAGAGAUGAGCUGGGAAGUGAAGGAUUUCGGUUUCACAUGGGCCUCCAUGUCCCUUGCGAUGGCGAUGCUCAUCCUGUACGUACUGGCCUAUGUUCCAGAAACGCUCCCGUCUGCAAUGCUUCUGAAGUCGAAGCACUCGAAGCUGAAAGCUCCACACGCACAGCUCAUGGGACAGGCAAUAGAGCAAAUACAGUUCCUGGCAUCCAGUCGCUUUCUCCAGGUAUGGUUGCUGGCCGUGCUGUUAAAGUCUUCGGCAUCAGGAUUGUCAAGUAUCAAUGCCUCAUUCACUCUGGCUGUAUAUGGCUGGAAACCUGGAGACUGGCAAGCCUGGAUAUGGCCUUCUGAGAUCAUCUCUAUGAGUAGUUUGGGUAUUUUGGGACCAUGGGCUGGCCGAAAGAAGGCUGAGGCAGUUAUAUCUGUCACGGCGCUGGUGUCGGUAGCAGCUCACGUUCUGCAGAUGCUUGCACCGUUCCACGCUUUGGCGCUCCUUGGACCCCACUUCAUUGCCGGCAUCCUGGCGUUUGUGCGGCCUGUUUCAGCCGCGUACCUCAGCGGGCGAUUCCCGGCUUCUCAGCAAGCCAAAGUGCAAGCAAUCGCCCAUCUCAGCCACAACUGCGGCAUCUCCCUGUCCAUGGCGAUCUUCUCAUCGCCGCAGCUCUUCAGGCCUCAGGCUCGCGGCUGGGAUGCAGCUCGGCCGUUCUUGUGCGCCGCUCAGUCCUGUUGA